Poecilia reticulata (guppy) is the source of this 2820-nucleotide messenger RNA. The record is from RefSeq and is a predicted model, not a curated record. NCBI's taxonomy places the organism in Eukaryota, Metazoa, Chordata, Actinopteri, Cyprinodontiformes, Poeciliidae.
UCCGGAGGGAGUUUCCGCGGAAUAAAAGCCGCUGCAGAUCGGCUGGUUCCGCUUCCUGCUUCUGACCGGAGAACCUGAAGAUUCACGGAGAGAAACUCAACCUCAGAUCCGAACAAACACGAUGGCCCAGUGGCAGGAGCUGCUGAAGCUGGACUCGGCGCUGCAGAACCGGGUCAGGCAGCURUACGAGGGCCGGUUCCCCACAGAGAUCCGGAACCAGCUGAGCCACUGGAUCGAGAGCCAGGACUGGAGUUCUGCGGCUGUGAACGAGAAUGCAGCGGCUGCGUGUUUCUGCGCUCUGCUGCAGCAUCUGGAGGAGCAGUGGCGCCGCUCGGUCCAGGAGAACGCCAUCCUGCAGGGGCCCGACUUCCCCAGGAUGAGGGCCUACAUAGUGGAGAACUUCCAGGCUCAGCCGCUGAACCUGGCCGCCAUUUUGUCUGAGUGUCUGAAGGAGGAGAAGCAGAUCCUGGAGUCGGUUACCAUGACGAUGGGCGGCAGCGCUGUCGUCAUGGCGCCGCAGUGGACGGAGCUGGACAACCGAGUGAAGCAGCUGAAGCUGCAGCUUCUGGAACUGAAGAAGGAGGUGAAAGUUCUGGAGGACCUGAGCGAAAAACUCGACUUCAUCCGGAACUCGUGGCAAAACAAAGUGGAGCAGAACGUGGAACUGGUCCAGUCCAAGGCCCUGGUGGAGCAGGAGUGUCUGAAGUUGGCCCGGUCCAUCUCCCAGACCAAACAGGUUGUGCUGCAGCGGCUGGUCAGCGUUCUGAACGAGGCGGCCGGUUCCGUCCAGACUCUGACCGGAGUGGAGCUUCCUCAGUGGCGGCGGCGGCAGCAGCGAUCCUGCAUCGGCAGCCCUGAGGACGCCGGCCUGGACCUGCUGGAGAAAUGGUUCACGGCAGUGGCUGAGGUUCUGCUCGGUGUCGGUGAACAGCUGCAGCGGCUGCAGGUCCAGAACCAGAGGUUCCCCGCCCCGGACUUCCCGGGCCUCACCGACUCCGUGGCAGAAAUGGAGAAGUUCUGCCGCGGUCUGAUCCGGAGCCUGCUGACCAGCGCCCUGGUGGUGGAGAAGCAGCCCGUCAUGCAGAACCUUCCUCAACGGCCGCUGAUCCUGAAGACCGGCGUUCGCUUCAAGGUCACUGUGAGGUUUUUGGUGAACCUUCCAGCUUUCAAGACUCUGAUCAAAGUCAAACCUGUUUUUGACAAGGACGUGGAGGAAGUGAAGACGAUCAGCGGUUUUCGGCAGUUCGAUUUCCCGCGUGAUGACUCCAAGGUUCUGGACGUGGAUCUGUCCAGCGGCGCGCUGACGGCGGCGUUCGAGCACAUGUCACUCAAAGAAAAGAAGUCCAGAGUUAAAGGUUCCUGUGAGAGCCAGCUGACGGUCACAGAGGAGCUGCACGUCAUCCGCUUCGUCACGCAGCUGCAGCACAACGGGGAGACCGUCCACAUCCAGGUGACCAGUAAAACCAGUGAACUGGUUCUGGACCGGCUGACGGCCCGCUCCGGUUCUGGACCGGCUCUCGGCCCGUUCCGGUUCUGGACCGAUGGUCCUGAUGGUCCUGAUGGUCCGAUUCACUGGAACAAGUUUUCCAAGGAUGAGAGCGUGUGGAUCUGGAUCGAUGGGAUUCUGGAUCUGAUCAAGAAGUUUGUGUGGGAGCUGUGGCGGGACGGGUGCAUCAUGGGAUUUGUUAGCAAGGAGAGAACGCGCUCCCUGCUGCGGGAGAAACCGGUCGGGACGUUUCUGAUCCGAUUCAGUGAGAGCAUCCGGGACGGCGCCAUCACCUUCAGCUGGGUGGAGCAGUCCGCCGGAGAGAAACACGUCCACGCCGUGGAGCCGUACACCAAGAAGGAGCUGUCGGUUCUGUCUCUGCCCAACGCCAUCUACAACUACACCCUGACCACGGCGGGGCGGAGCCACAACCCGCUGGUCUACCUGUACCCCGACACCCCCAAAGACGCCGCGUUCGCGCGCUACAGAGCGGCAGAGCCGUCUCCUCCCAGCAGGAACAUAAAGGACUACCUCUCCAGGAAGAUCACUUUGGUCUCCAUUGACCCCACGCCGCCGCCGUCUCCGCCCAGAGACAUGCCGAUGACGGACAUGGACCUUGAGUACCCCGAGGUGGAUCUGAACGACAUUCUCAARGAUUUAGAGGAUUUAUUGGACCUGCCUGACCUGUUGCAUGUCCACCAGUCGUCUCCUCUGGAAAGCUUCAGUGAUCCUGGUUUCUKGAAUCAAUUCAUCAGUCAGUGAUCAGAAAAGAAGUUUAUGAACAUGAGCUGGAUUAUUAUGUACAUAGUAAAAWUAAAAAAAUGCAAGUUUGUCUUAAGAGGGAAAUCCUUCCUCCAGGGUUUCAGGCUGAAAUAUAAAUACACUUUUCAGUUUUUACCUCAUUGCAUUUUAUUAAAAAUGUUUUAAUAAAGCUGUAAAUAUCCAAACAGAACAGAAUGUAUGUAUUGUCACUGUACAAUGAGAUUGAAGUUAACUCCAACAGUGAAUGUGAUCAACACAUGGYGAUUGUGGAAACCUUGCAUUUUAUYCACUAUAAGUUUAAAGCUGCCARUCUGUUUCCAUAGAAACAAAUUUAUUACUUUUAUCAGACAUGAUUUAUGCUGCAGAAAUAUUCGUCUGAAACUAUAAACUAUUAGUUUAAUGCCUUUUUGUAAAUACAGCAAAACAGGAGUAUGAACACGAUCGAUGUUUCUGUAUUACUAAGGAUGCGAUGAGAUGAACUUUUGCACCAUCUAGUGGUUGGAGUGUGAACUGCACCCGAUUUAUUGCGUUUAAAUUAGAAUUUCAUCAAUAAACCCAGUAAAUAAUCUUAA